Talaromyces proteolyticus is the source of this 4932-nucleotide messenger RNA. Its product is annotated as UDP-N-acetylglucosaminyltransferase. Gene Ontology annotation, molecular function: protein binding; glycosyltransferase activity. Gene Ontology annotation, biological process: protein O-linked glycosylation. The record is from RefSeq and is a predicted model, not a curated record. NCBI's taxonomy places the organism in Eukaryota, Fungi, Ascomycota, Eurotiomycetes, Eurotiales, Trichocomaceae. Bases 1 to 4932 code for a protein of 1643 amino acids. The transcript has 3 exons.
AUGUUGCCAUCUGUAGCUCUUCCCACUCCCCAUUUCCAACCACAUCACCACAUAGAUCGCCGCCUCAAUUAUGAUAUACUCGCUCCUCCUUACGACCUGGGUCGUGUCGGCCUCCCGGGCCCAUCCUUACAGCAAAAUUCCCACAACAAGUUUACCGGUGCGAGCCCUCGAUCACGAUCCCAGUUUGCUCAUCCAGUUCAACGGCCAAUCCCUCACGAAGCACGCGCCACCGACCGAAACACCAUAAAUAUCAAAGUAGGCGAACAUACAUUAAGGAGGAAGACCCCGAACGGAACGUUGGCCGCAGGCUACGAUGGCACUCCCACAGAUCGAGCAAAUCAACCGCCAGCCGCGAAACACAUAUUAGUCUCGUCGCUUGAUAACCGACAACUUCCUCCGUCGCAAUUGCCUCUAACCGUCGAUAAUUGGCAACCUGAGCAGCAUAGUGUAUCCCUCCAAUAUCAGAAUUUCCCGCCAUCUUUCAGGCAGGAUGUUUGUCGAAAUACCGUCACAUUACCCAUCGAGAAAUUUCAAACAGGAACGGGGCCAAGCUGGGUUCGGUCGGUGAACUUCCAGCCAGGCAUGGAUUCAGUUCUACAUCAAUCACUACCCAUGCUUCAAUCUCAGCAAUAUUUUAUCCAAAAUGGCCCAUCCAUCCCAACCGUCCUUCCAGCUACACUUCAGCCAUGUCUUGGUCCAACUGCUCCAGUCGGUACUGGUCCAUAUGGUCCAUAUUGGCCAGACGGUGCUUACAUACCAUAUCGACCUGCCGCUCUCCGUGACUCGCGCUUUGACGUCGCAUCGCCAUUAUCUCCCGAGCAUAAUCCAUCCCCUUUCGAUAUACAGCCACCAUUGUUAGGCCAUACAUCUUUUGCGACUGCAGCCUUCUCAAAUCCAGGCUUUUCAUGGAAUCAAUUACCUCCCGGUCCCGUCAACCAAGACGCCUUAGUCCAGCAAAAUUUCCCUCCUCGCCAUUCUCAUCAGAAUGCUUUCGGCCCCGCCAAGGAUCAGCAACAACAUUUGCCCUACCACGUUCGCGCCGCCAGUAGGCUGAACCCGGAGGCUGCCUGGCAUAAUAGCCAAAGUGUUCCCCAGUCUCUUGUGGAAGCGCACUCUCGAGUACGAACAGUAGAAUUCAAAGAAAAGGUGUUGUCGUGGGCUCACGGCGUAUACGUUGAUCUGCUCGCCACUCUUCACCAUGCACGGAAGCAGAGCAUUUCCAGAUCUGCUGCGGGCGGACAACCCCAACGACCACUCAAACCGAGCAUUUAUCCCAAGCCUCCUCGACAACCAGGCCUAGACUUUUCAUCUCACCCUAACCUACCACGCCAUAAUAGCUACCCAUCGUCAAGAUUUGAUGUGCUUCCUCCAGGCUCUUCUCACCUGAACAACAAAGGUCGACAGUCUGAAAGGCCCCUAUCUGAGUUUAUGUACAGUCAGAAUUCUGCAAAAUCGCAGCAAACGGAGGCCCUUCUUACCCAUAGGAGAGCCUCAGGCACACCGCUCUCGAAAUUGGUUAAUUCUAGUGACAAUAAUAUUAUGGCAACCGCAGCAUCUGCAUUGGAAAUGCUGUCUCAUCUAUGUAGCGAGAGUAAUUGGCAAUGGAUCGAAGGUAUGUUAUUGGGUGGUUGUUUGGCAUAUGGUCUGGGAGAUUAUGAAAAGGCCACGAGAUGGUAUACUAGGAUCAUCGCCAAGGAUUCUGGGCAUGUUGAAGCAAUCAGCAACCUUGCUGCAACCCUUUUAGCUCUUGACAAGAAGGAGGAAGCACUCCAGCAUUGGCUCCGUGCUGUCAAGUUGCGUCCAAGUUUCUUUGAAGCUGUUGAACAUUUGAUAAAUCUUUUGUGCACCAGUCACCGCGGCAAAGAGGCCGUGAACAUCAUUGAUUAUGUGGAGAAGAAUUUGCGUGUGGCGAGAAACGGUGACUGCUUCAGAUCUGAUGAGCAUGCAAGCGAAACCGAAAGCGAUGCCGACAGCACAGCGUCUUAUGACCGAGCAGCCUUUGAUUAUGACAACGACCUGGAUAACGCCCUAGCCAUGAAAAUCAAUCUCAACGACUCUGUAUCUGCUGGCUUUGCAUCAAGUGGCUUUGCUAUUCCUGGCUCUGACAAUGGCAGAAUGCUGGCUCUUGUUCACGCAAAAGGAAAUAUGCUUUAUGCUUUAGGUGACAAUGCGGGUGCUGCUACUGCAUUUGAAGAGGCCAUUUUAAUCGCUGCUGGCCGUCGACGCCGCGGUAUGAAGAGUCUCAUCAAGCAAAUUAUUGACGCUUUUACUCUCUCUCGAAAUGGAUAUCACCCUGUCAUUGACAGCGAAGAUUUGAGAGAACCUAUCCUUCUACUGCCAGACAAAGCUCUUCAGACGGCUAGUUUGGUGUUUCCACCUUACGGAAACCCGCCAGGUCUACAAUAUGUUGCCGAAGGCUUGGCCAAGAAAGCCGCCAUCUCGACAACAAGCAAUUCUUUGCUGUCGCUAGCUAAGAUUUAUCAAGAUGGCAUGUCGACCAUGUCCACAAAUGGUGCUGCCAAAGCUGCAGCCAUGUCUGGAGUAAGAGACAUUUUGGCGCUCUAUUAUCUUUCCCUCUCCCUCCAACCCAGUCCAUCCACGGCAAACAAUGUUGGCAUACUCCUUGCCAGCAUUCAACACAAUAGACCUGGUAGGGUUCGAUCACGCUCACAUUCUGGCAAACCCGUUCCGCCAUCAGACAUCCCCGGCGUUGGCCCAAGCAGUGGAAUCUCGUUAGCUUUGGCAUACUACCAGUAUGGCUUGAAGCUAGACUCCAAACACGCCCACCUAUACACAAAUUUAGGAAGUCUACUGAAAGACAUUGGGCAACUCCAGCCCGCCAUCCGGAUGUACGAACAGGCAGUCCAAUACGAUGGUAAUUUCGAUAUUGCUCUAGCGAAUCUAGCCAACGCUGUCAAGGAUGCAGGUCGUAUCAACGAUGCCAUCACGUACUACCAAAGAGCCGUCAAAGUCAAUCCCGACUUCGCCGAAGCCGUUUGCGGCUUAGCAAAUGCGUUGAAUUCUGUCUGCAACUGGACGGGUCGUGGUGGCGUUCUAAAUGGAUACGGGUUUACAGAUCGCGUACAUGUUGACGACAAUGGUUUGCCGCACGACGUCAACUCAGUCCAGGUUGGAUUUGGCUGGAUGAAGCGUGUAGUAGAUAUUGUUGACAAACAGCUGAAAGAUGGCGAAGUUUGGGGCCGGGGCAUGAUGACACCUCAAGUCCUCGAGCAAUUAUCUGCGCAAGUAUCGUCAGUAGCCCAGUUCGGCCUGAAAACUAAGAACUUCAAUGCCUUGCUACGAUCCUGGGCUGGUCAAAAAUGGGAAGGGUCCCGCAUUGUGAAGUUGGUCGAGCGUGUCAUACGUGCCAUCACAUGGCAAUGGUAUCAGGAUCGCCAUGUGUCUGGAAAAGAAUUUCCUCUUUCGAGGUACCGAAGGCCGCAGCUACCAGCUGGUCUCGCAGCACCGAAUGCUCCGACUGUUCUUCCUUUCCACACAUUCACUUGCCCCCUAUCCGCAAAGCAAAUUCGUCAUAUUUCGCAGCGGAAUGGCCUACGGAUUUCUAGUGCAACCCUUCGAUCACCAUGGCUUCCGGGUACAGUUUAUCCACCUCCUGAGCCCCCAAAUCCUUAUCUCAAAGUCGGAUACGUUUCAUCGGAUUUCAACAACCAUCCUUUAGCGCAUCUCAUGCAAUCCGUCUUCGGAUUCCACAAUCCCAACAGGGUCAGCGCAUAUUGCUAUGCGACUACCCCCAGCGACAAUUCUUCCCACCGUCACCAAAUCGAACGUGAGGCGCCAGUUUUCCGAGAUGCAAGCAGUUGGCCUGUCGAUCGAUUGGUAGACCAGAUUGUGAGAGAUGGAAUUCAUAUAUUAGUGAACUUGAACGGUUAUACCAGGGGCGCACGCAAUGAAGUUUUCGCUGCUCGUCCCGCUCCAAUCCACAUGUCUUUCAUGGGUUUCGCAGGAACUCUAGGGGCUGAAUGGUGUGAUUACAUUCUCGCAGACGAGCUAUCUAUACCUCGUGACACUCUCAGCCCUGGUAGACGGGAUUACCAUAUCGCAGAUCGUCCGUUCGAAGAAGAUCAUGGAGAGGAACUUGAAAACUGGGUGUAUGGGGAAAGAAUAGUAUAUACACGAGACACAUUUUUCUGCUGUGACCAUAGACAAAGUGCUCCGGGCAGCGAAGAUCCAAAUAUAUCUUGGGAACGAGAGCUGGAAAGGCGUUGGAAGAUGAGAAAGGAGCUUUUCCCUAAUCUCCCUGAUAACGCCAUUAUUCUUGGUAAUUUCAACCAGCUUUAUAAGAUCGAGCCUACAACGUUUCGUACGUGGCUUCGCAUACUUUCGGACAUUCCACAAGCUGUUUUGUGGCUACUUCGCUUUCCUGAUGUCGGAGAACAGAAUCUAAAACAGUGUGCAACUGCCUGGGCCAACGAAGAAAUUGCAUCCCGCAUCAUGUUUACGGAUGUGGCACCAAAACAAGCGCAUAUUGCCCGUGCUCAAGUUGUGGAUCUCUUUCUAGACACACCCGAAUGCAACGCGCACACCACUGCCGCUGAUAUUUUGUGGAGCGGCACGCCGAUGUUGACAUUUCCUCGUUAUAAGUACAAAAUGUGCUCACGCAUGGCGUCGAGCAUAUUGUCAAGUGCUCUACCGGACUCUGAAGCGGGCCAACAAGCCAGGAAAGAGCUCAUUGCAAUAUCUGAUGAAGAUUAUCGCGAUAAAGCGAACCGUCUGUGUCAGGAUCUGCGGUUUGACCCGAGUGGUCACGGACAGGGAACCGGCCGCCUUAUCAGUUUGCGGAAAUUGUUGUUUACAACCCGGUGGCAGAGUAAGCUUUUCAACACCCGUCGUUGGGUUAGUGACUUGGAAGAUGCAUACGAGAAAGUCUGGAACGCCUGGGUAAUGGGAGAGGAAAAUGACAUUUGGUUAUGA